Messenger RNA from Chiloscyllium plagiosum (whitespotted bambooshark), 3487 nucleotides. RefSeq lists its product as uncharacterized. The record is from RefSeq and is a predicted model, not a curated record. Gene Ontology annotation, cellular component: membrane. NCBI's taxonomy places the organism in Eukaryota, Metazoa, Chordata, Chondrichthyes, Orectolobiformes, Hemiscylliidae.
CCUUGCUUAAAUCACCAGCUAUUCUGUUUCAGAACACCACUCUGUUCGCGUCAGUAUGAUUUGUGCACUUAAAGUGGUAAUGUUCGGGAUAUACAUCAUGUUAUUCACAAAUCAGAUAUUGGCUGUGCCACAACAAACUGAAAUAAUUGAAUACCUCAACGCCACCAUUGGAGAAAAUGUGUUAUUUUCAACAAAUUUAACAAUCACAAUGCUACAGUCAGUCCAAUGGAAGUACAAUUGUGAGGAAAAUCAAAUAAGUAUCGCAAUGUCCAGUUUUCCUGAACAAAACUUCAGUGAUGUCUUUCAAAAUUACAGUCAUCGAGUGAAGGCUUUCAGUAAUGGUUCAUUUUUAUUGUCAAAUGUUCAGCAAAAUGAUACAGGAUGUUACACAAUGAUACUGGUAAAUACUGAAGGAAAAGAGGUGACAAUAAGGAAAAUAUUGUUAGUCUUUGAAGCAGAACAAAAGAAAUCACACGAGAUUAAAAAUGGAGCAAAUACUUCAAGAAAUAUUGACAACACAACUUGGAAUGUCCGUGGCAUUGUGAUUGGUGUCUCCGUGCUUGGAACUUGUGUAAUCUGCGCAGUAGUUAUAUAUUUCAUAAAGAAAAGGAAACAAGAAAGUACAGAAGCUGGUGUGAAGAACAAUGAGAAUUUAAAUAGCAACACUCCAAUGGUCGUUUAUUCAACUUAUGUAGGAACGUAUCCUAACUAUGGGAAGUCACGUCAAAAUACUUUGAAUCAAACGUGACAAGGACCUUGCUGUGCAAUGGUAUUUAAAAACAAACAGUGGAGACUCAAUCAUCUGCAUUCCCAUUUUACACCUUCUUCAUUAUUCACAAGAAAUCUUGGCAAGGACAAACAUCAUGGAAAUAACUAAAAGAUCAGAUGCCCCUGCAUCCACAUUCUGGUGGAUCCAUCAUUCUCCUGAGGCAAUGGAAAAUGUUUCUCCAAAAUGGAGCUGCUGCAAAGAUGAUAUCACAUUCGUACCUUCACUAAUUCUGUUAGUGAUUGUCAUGGCAUUGAGCUUUGGACAGAUUUCUGUUUACAUGGAGCUAGAAUUAAAUGGGCUCCUGGGCUGGUUAGCAGCAAAAUGUGGAGGGCUAAUUUAAAGCUAACACACCUAGUAGACAAACAGAUAUGACCAUUUUAAAUUACCAAUUCGCACCCUCCCAAGAUGUCAAUGGUAAGUAAAUUCAGGAGAUAUGCAAAACAAUUAGUUGAUAUGAUCACAUCAUUGGGUUAAGGCUCUUCCAUGUUGAAUCUAACACUACCUAAUACAAUCACAAGCUAGCUUUAUAUUCAUAUAUUGCCUCCGCCAAACAGGACCAGUAAACAGACAUGCAUUGACAAUAAAGCUGCUGACUCUACCCAUCUGAUUCUACCCCUUUGGCUCAGGGUCUUAAGGUUAUUAGUGAGACCAUGUUUUUCCUAUCUUCCUAAAUUACUGGCAGAUCCACAAGAAAAGGUGUUGAUACAGGACAGAAUUGAAGCUGACAACUAUAUUGUAAAAGAAAUCCACAAAUGAGAAUACUUUUUUGUGGAGGUCACCGGUACCUAAGAAACAACACAUUCAAAUUCAAAUCAGGUUUAAUUGCUGCAUUCUCAAAUCUGUGCUGAUUUCGUCUACCUGCCUGAAGAGAGUCCCUUAUGUAAGAGAAUCAAGCAUUUGCAAAGUUCUGCGAUACCAAUACAUGGCACAUCAUUAAAAAGGAAGUGGCCUGGAUAUUCCAAUGGCCAGAGAAUCAGAGCAGACGGGAGUUACACUUUUAAAACUUGUAGAAUCCCAGACACAGCCGACACCGUGAGAAGCCUCCAGUGGGCAGUUCCCCUGAAUCUUUCUGAAAUACCCCUCGAUCAUCAAGAAUUCAGAGAAUUUGGCUUCCAUUAAGCUGAUAGUUACCCAGGAAAACUGUGAGAAUGAGGAACCAACUGUAACCUCUUGGUAACUAUUAAAGUCACCACGCAAUCCCCAAACCACGCCUCCCCCAAAUGCCAAACAAGACCCAAGCCACCACAAUUCUAUUCCCUUCUCACAAUCAGUCUGAACAUGCAACAGUCCUGAUGCCACACUCUGCCCAUAGCCACAACCAGCCAGAAUGUUUGGGACCCAACAUGAUCUGUCCAUCAUCAUCCCAUGCUCCCCAAACUUCACUAUGGCCAGUGCCCUUCACCUGUCAGUCCAUGAAGGUACCUACACAUUGGCCCUGAUGCCAUCCUUAUCCACAAGCCCUCCAUCUGCCCCAACAGCCACCACCCACCUGCCUUAACACUCACCCUCGCUCACCAACCCAGAUAUCCCCCAUCCUCACCUACCCUAAGAUUCCUCAUUCACCUGCCUUAAUGCUCCAUCUUGCCCACCAGCCUCACAUCAAUCACUUACAUGGCACUCUAUCCACUUGGCAUCCUAACCCUUUAGCUAACUAUACCCUACUACCACAUUUACAUGCUCACCCUUUCACAACAGCAGUCAAAGGGUCUGAUAGCUGCUGGGCAUUUAAAUCUCAGAAGGUGGCAAAGGACUGUCGCAGAAGAGAGUGUGGUUUAACUUCCCCUAUCUAUCCUGUAUUGUGCAAUAAUGAGGUUCAUUUUAGCUGCACGCUGUAUUUCAGCAGGAGCCAAGAUCAGAAUUCACAUCUAGAAAUAUGUAGCUCAAUACUAAUGUUAAAAAGAAAGUGGACUGUGGUCGCUACUCCUUGGAAUCUCCAGUGUUUUCUAAACUGAUCAGAUUUAUAGCACUGAUAAAGAUGUUUAUGGAAUUAUCAUCAAUUUUAAUUUGUGCAUACUUGUAUUUAACAUAAUUUAAGAUACAAUUAUUAGAGUAGUGAGGUGACUCUGGUAUAAAAACAGCAAGAGAUGGAACAAACACGGAUGGUAAGAAAGCGUCGAUGCAGAGAGAGAAACAGAGUUAACAUUUCAAGGCUAUGACCUUUCUCCCACUUCUGAUAAAAAGUGCUGCCUAAACUGCUGAGUUAUUUUUUCCAGCAUUUUCUGUUUUUGUUUUAAGUUUUCAGCAUCCACUUUUCUGAUGUAAUCCUGGCCUUGGAUCUCUUGCUUGAAGGUGUUACUCCUAAUAACAGAUUUGCCAAGUCAUGGUAUCAAAUUAUUCCAAGAUGUGAGUGUUAUAAACUGGGCUGCAUGAAUAUUCGCAUGGAGAUACUCAAUAUUUGGAACUGAUUUUUGUUUUUGCCAGCUAUUUUGCUGAAGUUACUAACCUUUUCAUUUUUGAUGGUUUAGUGAUUCUCUUAAAGUGCGAACAGGAGAAUUUGAAGCAAAAAGUUGAAGUAUCAGCACAUAAAAUGUCAACUCCCAAUUUCAAGGGAUAUGAUUAUUAAAUGUUCUAUUGGUUUUCUAACAUUGCUUACUGUUAGUCUUUGUGAAAUUGAAAGUGCUACCCUUUGUUUUAAUGUACAGUUUGGUUUUACUAAUCUUUCAUAUUUUACUCAGUUGUUAAGAUAUUUAUGUUCAAUAAAAGUUCAGUAAACGUUAA